AGCACACAGUGGCCAGGCAUUUCCCGCAUUCCUCCACCUCCCCAUCUCUCUCUCUCUCCGUAUCUGUGGAUCUCUCUCCCCUGUUGAGAGAUACUACACAAAGGAGUGGAGUGACAUUAGGAGCUCUCUUUUAGGGUUUCAGUUGUUUUGAUUCCGUGUCGGAGAGCAGUAUCUCUCUCCCUCUCUCACAAUUCGGGUGAGACAAUGGCGAAUUCGAGCUGGAUCUAGCAUAUCAAAAGUUCUUUUCGCAUGCUCGAAUCGCGAGAUCUUCUAUCUGAAAUAUUUAUUCUUCAAUUACUGUUAUUUUUUUCUAUCCAACAGAAUUGAAGAUUUCAAAGCGGGAUCUGUUAUUGUAAGGAGUUUUCUUUCUCGUUCUUGAAGCUAUACGAUCCGAUUGCUGAAUCACUAAAAUGUUAAAUUGGAUUAUUAUAAAGUAUUCAAGCAGAUCUUCCUGAAUUGUUCUGUUCAAGAAGCGAAAGAGUUUGAAAGGAGGAUCCAUCGGUUUUUUCACUUUAGUUUAUUUGGUUAAUCGUCACAAAAUUCUGGCAUUUAGGACAGGAUUGUUUGUUUAAAUGUUAUGCAACGCUAGCUUAAGGAACACAGUCGUUCAAGCUGGGCAUAUCAGAGUUUUUUUCAAGGGAAGGGUGCAGUCGAGGGAUCUUCGCUGGGGAUUGGGUGCAGGACUUGGCGCAGAGUUUCCAUUAAGUCACAAAUUUAGGGCGAACAAAGCGAUGAUGGUUGACACUGGUGCAACUGCUGAACGGGGAACCAUUGUUGACACCUUGCUGGUGAAAGAAAACAUGGAAGAUAAUGGCUGUGCUAGCGGAGGAUGGGGAAGUGAAGAUGGAAGGCUGAGCUGUGGCUAUUCAAGUUUCAGGGGAAAGAGGGCAAGCAUGGAGGACUUCUAUGAUGUUAAAAUGUCAAAGAUUGAUGAUCAAACAGUCUGUCUGUUCGGAAUAUUUGAUGGUCAUGGUGGUUCUCGUGCGGCUGAAUAUUUGAAGGAACACUUAUUUGAGAAUCUCUUGAAGCAUCCAAAAUUUAUGACAGAUACCAAAUUGGCCAUAAGUGAAACAUAUCAAAAGACUGACAUGGACUUCCUGGAUGCCGAAAGCAAUACUUACCGUGAUGAUGGUUCUACUGCUUCAACAGCAGUUUUGGUUGGAAACCAUCUAUAUGUAGCAAAUGUAGGAGAUUCACGGGCAGUAGUAUCAAAAGCAGGCAAAGCAAUACCUCUAUCUGAAGAUCAUAAACCAAACAGAAGUGAUGAGCGGAAGAGAAUUGAAAGUGCUGGAGGGGUUGUUAUGUGGGCAGGUACUUGGAGGGUCGGGGGGGUGUUGGCAAUGUCCCGUGCUUUUGGAAACCGCUUACUGAAGCAGUUUGUUGUAGCAGAACCUGAGAUUCAGGAACAGGAAAUUGAUGAUGAAUUUGAAUGCCUGGUGCUGGCCAGUGAUGGAAUCUGGGAUGUAGUACCGAAUGAGGAUGCUGUUUCCCUUGCAAGAGCCGAGGAAGAACCUGAGGCAGCAGCCCGGAGGUUGACAGAGACUGCUUAUAAUCGAGGCAGUGCAGACAACAUCACCUGCAUUGUGGUGAGAUUCAACCAUGACAAAACAGAAUAAGGUUCAUCCAACUAUCAGGAAAAAAAAAACUUAUUUGGUUCCAUGUCUAGAAUUAUUUCAUUUGAUAAUUCUGACUGGAAAUAUCCUUGUGCAUAGUUGUCCGUGUGAGUAUUGACAAGAAAGGUACUGCUUGUUAUAUUGUAUCUAUUUUUUUGGGGAAGGGGGUUUGUGGGUGGGAUGGCUGGGAAGGGUUGGGUAGGGAUGAUAGGGUUGUCCUCAUUGGCGAAACAUGGACCUGUUAAUUUGGCGCUGUCUCUAUAUGUUCUGUACCAUAUUGGGGCAACCAUGCUGUUAUUCUAUAUAGGCUUGAAGUGUGGUGCAUUGUUCGUUCA
This is a messenger RNA of Macadamia integrifolia, 1948 nucleotides long. RefSeq names its product probable protein phosphatase 2C 76. The record is from RefSeq and is a predicted model, not a curated record. Gene Ontology annotation, molecular function: protein serine/threonine phosphatase activity; cation binding. Gene Ontology annotation, biological process: protein dephosphorylation. Gene Ontology annotation, cellular component: cytosol; nucleus. The transcript has 9 exons. NCBI's taxonomy places the organism in Eukaryota, Viridiplantae, Streptophyta, Magnoliopsida, Proteales, Proteaceae. The coding region runs from base 573 to 1616 and encodes 347 amino acids.